AAGAUAUAUAUAAUUAAUAAGAGAAUUGCAAUGGUAUAAAUGUGCAAAUAUAUCUUUACAAUAUGCUGUAUGAAUGCUCUUUCUCAAUUAUAUAUAUAUAUACAAGUGUAUUUUUAUAUCUGUUAAAGUAUGUAUGUAUGUGUGCAAUAUUGUAGAAAGAAUGGAUUUUUUUCCAAUUCUUUUUCCAUUUUGAUUUAUUACACAUUAUAGCACUUUUGUAUCUCUUACAACCGAAGCAGAGAAAACUGCCUGAUGUCAUAAAUAUUAACAAGUUUCGUAAUUACAAGUCAUGUGGGAGUAAAUGUGGAAUCGAGAAUAUAUUAGCAUUAUCGCCAUUUGAGUUAAUAUCAAUCCCGCGAUUGCAACCAUCGAAUCCAGUGUCUAUUCAAGAAUACGCACGUCGUUGUAAAUAUGUUUGUGAAAAUCUAUCUCCUUAUUUCCAUGAUAGGUGCAAGUGUAUAUACGAUAAUCAGCAGUAAGGCUAACAAUGUUACAUUCAAGUAUAUGAAGGGAGUUGAAGGGGAGAGCGAUUUACAUCACUGUAAACCUUACGAGGUAUGCAACGUAGUUCACGACCGAUUUUGGAUGUCCGGUUUGACAGAGAGACUUUGCCACUGUCCUGAUGGAAGAGAAUGUCCGUGGCAAUGGACGAAAACCAUUGAUAAUUCAACUGUAUCACUCAAUAACAAAUCAAUUUUAAAGUUUUGCACGCAAAUAAUGGAACUAGAAAUUUGCGCUCAUAGACAAGAAGCAAUGAUGGUAUAUGGAGAAAGUGAUACAAGUAACAACUAUAUAAUACCAUACAAUGUAACAAUAAAUUGCAUAUGUCCGCAAACACAUUACUGGAAGCUACAAAAAUACACAUACGAAGAGCAUGGUCUCAUUCAAAUAUUCAAGUGUGUCAAGAAAAGAAUGUGUGAAACUUUGGAGUUUUGUGGCUACAUACGAGCUGAUUUAUAUUCAACGUAUUACAGAUGCACAUGUCCAGAAAAGCACUUAUGCAUUUUCAAGAAUAGGACACAAGUAAAUGUACAGGAAUUGCUCUAUUCUGGGCCAGCUUACAUGGCUUACUGUCACCGUUUGUAAAGAUACAAAGGUAUUACGUUAUGAUUCAAUUAAUCUGAGAGAAAUUUUUAAAAGUGUAUAAUUAGAUAUAACGUAUAUAAUUAUAUUAUAUAUGCACACGAAAUAUACAUAAUUUUAGAAACUUGUU
Molecule: messenger RNA, 1213 nt
Organism: Formica exsecta
Lineage: Eukaryota; Metazoa; Arthropoda; Insecta; Hymenoptera; Formicidae
Product: kappa-scoloptoxin(11)-Ssd1b-like
Exons: 4
Coding region: 412-1086 (224 amino acids)
Source: RefSeq, a predicted model, not a curated record